Messenger RNA from Komagataella phaffii GS115, 5268 nucleotides. Its product is annotated as Catalytic subunit of 1,3-beta-D-glucan synthase. The record is from RefSeq and is a predicted model, not a curated record. Lineage: Eukaryota; Fungi; Ascomycota; Pichiomycetes; Pichiales; Pichiaceae. Gene Ontology annotation, biological process: (1->3)-beta-D-glucan biosynthetic process; fungal-type cell wall polysaccharide biosynthetic process. The coding region runs from base 1 to 5268 and encodes 1755 amino acids. The transcript has a single exon. Gene Ontology annotation, molecular function: 1,3-beta-D-glucan synthase activity. Gene Ontology annotation, cellular component: 1,3-beta-D-glucan synthase complex; plasma membrane.
AUGUUCAGUGCCCUAAAAACUCCCUUUAUCACUACAGGAAGAUGGGCUGAUAUCAAGAGAGUGGGGAAUCUAUACGGUUAUGAUCCUAAUUCCGCCUUGGAUGAUGAGAGCUCCCUAUUAAAUCAGAAACUGGCCGAAGGAGGCAUCUUUGAUACGUUUGACAACAACUACGAUCCUUAUCCGACAUGGGCUUCUGACGAUGAGGUUCCCAUUUCAAAGCUGAAAAUUCAGAUAAUCUUUAACCAAUUGCAGGAGAUAUUUCACUUCCAGCCUUCCAACAUAAGGAACAUGUUUGAUUAUCUUAUGAAGCUACUAGACUCCAGAGCCUCCAGAAUGGGACCUCAUCUGGCUCUUCAGUCUCUUCAUGCAGAUUAUAUCGGUGGAAUCAAUGCAAACUUUAGAAAGUGGUAUUUUGCCUCUCAACUAGAUUUAGAUGACUCUAUUGGCUUUGAAAACAUUUCUUACAAUGGCACUGCUAAAAGGCACUCACCUUACACCGUGCCCAUGCUUUCAGUGGCCCAAAAGAGAUGGACAGAGAACAUGAAUGCACUUUCUCCAGACGAUGCAACGGUACACCUGGCAUUGUAUCUUCUUUGCUGGGGAGAAGCAAAUAACAUUAGAAUGAUUCCUGAAUGCUUGUGUUUCAUCUUUAAGUGCUGCAACGAUUAUUAUUAUUCACUCGAUCUUUCAAAAUCUAUACCUUCUCCUGAAAGACCCUUUUUGGAUCACAUCAUCACUCCUCUUUAUCAAUUUCACUUCAACCAGAUGUAUGCUAUCAAUUCGAAAGGGGAGACAAUCCCAAGAAAUAUCGACCAUGAUAAGAUUUUAGGAUAUGACGAUAUGAACCAACUAUUUUGGUAUAGAAAAGGGUUGGAACGAAUCGUUCUACAAUCCUCAAAGCGUACCAUUCUCUCAUUUCCCCCGGCAGAGAGGUAUAUUCAUUUGCAUAACAUUGAAUGGUCUCGUGCCUUUUUCAAAACAUAUUACGAAUCUAGGACAAGUUUACAUUCUGUUCUGAAUUUCAAUAGAGUGUGGUCAAUCCAUGUUUGUGUCUUUUGGCUGUACACAAGUUUCAACUCACCAACACUCUAUACAAGUGAUUAUGACUAUCGAAGAGACAACCAACCAACUGCAUCGGCAAGAUUGGCCGUUUUAUCUAUAGCGGGUUCCAUCUGUUUAUUUUUGAACUGGAUUGCGGUGAUUGCAGAAAUUAAGUUCGUGCCUAGAAAAUGGCCUGGUGCCGAAUCAAUGAUACCCAAACUACUACUUCUGUUGAUUCUAACAUUAGUCCAAGUUGCCCCCAUUGUCUAUAUCUUGUUUUUCAACAGCUUGGACUACCAAGACAUGUUCUUAUUGAUAAUCUCUAUCUUUGAGUUUAUUUUAUCCAUUGCCAUCAUUUUCUAUUUCUCCAUAGUACCAUUUGGUGCAUUGUUCGGCUCUUACAUGUCUAAAGGUGAGAGAACCUACCUACCUUCGAAAUACUUUACAGGUUCCGUUCCAAAGCUAAAGGGAAAAGCGGAACUGGCUUCAAUCGGGCUAUGGGUUUGUGUGUUCCUUUCCAAAUUUAUUGAAACUUAUUUCUUUUUGACACUGUCCAUUCGUGAUUCUGUUAGAGAGCUCAGCACCCUGGAAAUUAAUACCUGUAUUGGCGAAACAUAUUUUGGCGAUUUACUUUGUAAAAGACAGCCAUUGAUCCUCCUUGUUUUGUUAUUCUCUACUGACUUAAUUCUCUUCUUAUUGGACACCUACCUCUGGUUCAUCAUUUGGAACACACUCUUUUCUGUUUGCAUAUCGUUUUCUAUCGGAAUUUCAAUACUUACACCUUGGAGGAACAUCUUUUCUAGGCUACCCAAGAGAAUUUACUCUAAGAUUAUCAAUGACAAUGGGAGUACAAGCAUGAAGUCGAAACAACUGGUUUCACAGCUUUGGAAUUCAAUUAUUAUUUCAAUGUACCGGGAACAUUUACUAUCGAUAGACCAUGUAAACAAACUGAUUUAUCAACAAAUAAUAGUUCCAGGUCAACAAGAUACAUCGGAGCAAAUACUGAAGGAGCCCACAUUUUUUGUUUCCCAGGAAGACCAUGCCCUGAAGACUUCAUUAUUUAAAGGCCAUAAGGAAGCUGAAAGAAGAAUCACGUUUUUUGCACAGACAUUAUCAACACCAAUACCAGAGUCUAUUGGCAUAGAAAAGAUGCCGUCAUUUUCGGUCUUGAUUCCCCAUUAUGCAGAAAAGAUUAGCCUCUCCUUGAGAGAAAUCAUUAAAGAAGAAGAUGAGAAUUCGCAAUUGACCCUUCUUGAAUAUUUGAAACAACUUCACCCUGCUGAAUGGGUAAACUUUGUUGAAGAUACAAAAAUUCUUGCAGAAGAAAUUAACUCAUCUGAAGACAGUUUUUCCAAGAGUUCCAUCAAGGAUAGACUGAUUGACCUUCCUUAUUAUACUGUAGGAUUCAAAACGGCUACCCCAGAGUAUAUCUUGAGAACAAGAAUCUGGGCAUCGUUGAGGACCCAGACGCUUUAUCGUACUGUUUCAGGAUUCAUGAACUAUUCCAGGGCAAUAAAGCUUCUUCAUGACAUUGAGAAUAAAGAUAUAGCUGACAGUAGUGAUUCGAAUAAGAGAUUAGAAGAGGCAUCAAUUAUGGCACUACGAAAAUUCAGAAUGGUGGUCUCAAUGCAGAGAUUCCACAAAAGUUCUCCCGAGCAAAGAGAAAGCAAGGAAACCUUAUUGAGAGCUUACCCUGAAUUGCAGAUCGCAUACUUGGAAGAGAGAUACUGCGAAGAUAGAGGCUGCUUAGAGUAUUAUGCUUGUUUGAUUGAUGGAAGUUGUGAAAUUCUUGAAGAUGGUGAAAGAAAGCCCAAAUAUAGAAUAAGGUUAUCAGGAAACCCAAUAAUAGGAGAUGGAAAGAGUGAUAAUCAAAACCAUGCUUUGAUAUUUUGUCGUGGAGAGUACAUUCAACUGAUUGACGCCAAUCAAGACAACUACCUCGAAGAAUGCCUCAAAGUUAGAAAUAUAUUCUCGGAGUUUGAAGAGUUAAACUCUACCGACGAUCCAUACUGUCUGGAUGAGGACACAAACAACCCGAAUCCCGUUGCAAUCAUUGGGGCAAGAGAGUAUAUAUUCUCGGAAAAUGUCGGAGUAUUGGGAGAUGUUGCAGCAGGUAAGGAGCAAACAUUUGGAACCUUGUCUGCCAGAACUUUGGCUCUAAUAGGUGGAAAGCUUCAUUAUGGCCAUCCUGACUUCUUAAACUCUGUAUUCAUGACUACUAGAGGAGGUGUCUCCAAAGGACAAAAAAGCCUUCAUUUGAAUGAGGACAUUUAUGCAGGAAUGAACGCUCUUCUUAGGGGAGGUAGAAUAAAACAUAGUGAGUAUUUGCAGUGUGGAAAAGGCCGGGAUUUGGGAUUUGGAUCGAUCUUGAACUUCACUUCGAAAAUUGGUUCCGGAAUGGGUGAGCAGAUGCUCUCCAGAGAGUACUUCUACUUGGGAACUCAGUUGCCAUUAGACAGGCUUUUGUCAUUUUAUUAUGCUCAUGCUGGAUUCCAUUUGAAUAACAUGUUCAUAUUCCUAACCAUCAAUUUAUUCAUCCUCUUCUCUGCAAAUUUGGCAGCUUUGGUCAAGAAUUCUUUGGUUUGUAGCUACCACAAAAAUAUUCCAAUAACCGACCCAAAGUCUCCUGAGGGUUGCUUCAAUUUAGUUGUGGUGAUCCUCUGGCUUCAAAGAUGUGUAGUGUCUAUCAUUUUGGUGUUUUUCAUUUCAUUUAUCCCUUUGUUUGUGCAAGAGGUCACUGAAAGGGGAAUAGGAAAGGCGGUCACAAGACUCAGUAAGCAACUUGCCUCCUUUUCCAUUUUUUUUGAGGUUUUUGUUUGCAAAAUUUAUGCUAACUCACUAUUGAAUAACUUAUCCACUGGUAGCGCCAAAUAUAUUGCCACGGGAAGAGGAUUUGCUACAACUCGGAUGCCUUUUUCUGUUUUGUAUUCCAAGUUUUCAACGGUCAGUUUACAUGAAGCAAGUAUUCUAUUCUUUUUAUUACUUUUCACAUCCAUUUCUAUGUGGAGAACAGUGUUGAUAUACUUCUGGUUCACGAUCACUGCUCUGGUAAUAAGCCCGUUUCUUUUUAACCCUAAUCAAUUUGCACCGCAAAGCUUUUUCUUAGAUUACAGAAAAACCUUGCAGUGGUUAUUUAAGGGUAAUUCUAAAUGGCAGCAGGAAUCUUGGAUAGGUUAUGUCCGGAAUAAUAGAGCACUAUACACUGGAUCCAAGCGGAAAGAAGUUAAACUUGGGGAGAAUAUAGAUCUAGGCUACUUGAACAAGCCAUCAAUUAUUAAUCUUCUUUUGACUCAAGUGGGAACACAUCUGCUGAAGACAUUAAUUGUUUUCAACGCGUAUCUUUUUUCAAAUUCACAAUUGAAUACUGGCGCUUUGAGAGUGAAUACUAUUAUGAGGUUGGCAGUGUGUUCUUUGGGUCCUAUAGCUGUGAAUAUUGUUUUGUUAUUACUAUUGCAACCACUUUCUUUGAUAAUCGCACCAUUGGUCAGUUCUACCUGCUGGAAAUCGUUUCCGUCCGUCCUUGCAGCAAUUACGAGAAUAUUAGGACUAUUGAAUCACAUUUUGUUCUUCAACUUGCUAUGGAUGUUUCAAAAUUGGGAAUUAGCAACCACGGUUCUUGGGUUCUGUUGUUCAUGUCUGAUAGAAUCGUUGCUCUUUCGAUUGGUUACCAGUUUGUUUCUUACCAGUGAGUUCAGACAUGGACGAACAAACAGGGCCUGGUGGUCUGGAAAGUGGAUUACUUCUGGUUUAGGGUUUAAUGUGUUGAGUCAACCUGUGAGAGAAUACUUUUGUAAGGUGAUUGAGCAAAGUCUUUUUGCAGCAGACUUUAUCUAUGUGCAUAUUCUUUUAUUUCUGCAAAUUCCAAUUGUUCUGACACCAUUUAUUGAUAGCAUCCACUCACUGAUGCUGUUUUGGCUACCUCCAAGUAAACAACUAAAGCCGCAACUAUUUCCUAUGAGAAAUAGUAAAAGAAAAAGGACCCAUGCCCAGUUACUGUCUGUGUUGUUUUUACUCAUAUUAUCUCUACAGGUGGCACUCAUAAUCGGACCUUACAUCAUUUCAAUUGUAUAUGGAAAUGAAGUGUUCAGGGAGAACAUGCCAGAAAUAUUUCAGCAGCUUUUCCAGCCAAUUGCGUAUAAGAACCCAAACCUAGGGUUAAAAAGCCAUUCCAUAAUCACUGAUAUUUCCAAUAUGGACACAGUUAAUGCAAGGAAAGAUAACAGAUAA